CGGGUGUGACAUGGGAGGUGGCGAAGCCCAAGGACGUCUGGGGAGAGCAGGAGCAGCAGCAUAGAGUGCGUCUCAGUGUGUCGCAGUACCUCUCCACUGCCACGUCUCGCAGGUGCCCAGCUGCUGCCAUGGUGCUGACGCUGGACGUGAGGCUGGACGUAGCCUGGUGGGGCUGUGUUAGUGCCGCCCUCGCCUCGCUGCUUCAUCUUCUGGGUUUGCUCCCCUUCACUGCUGUGUUCCUCACCGCCUGGGUCAUUGCCUCCGCUGCCUGCAUCCUGAUGGCUUUCCUCGAUGUGUCCGUCGCAGGCAAGACCGUUCUCGUCACCGGCUGCGACUCAGGCUUCGGUUUUGCCCUCGCUCAGCACUUAGAUUCGCUGGGGUUCCGUGUGGUGGCAGGCUGUCUGGUCCAGGACGGGGAAGGGGCCAAGCGGCUGCGGGCCUCUGCCUCGCAUCGCCUCCACACCAUCCAGUUGGACGUCACUUCCGCGGACGAGGUGCGCCACGCUGUGCAGGAGGUGGAGGCCCUCAUCCCUGAGGGAGAGGUGCUGUGGGGGCUUGUUAACAACGCCGGGCUUUCUACCUUUGGGGAAGUGGAGUGGGUGCAGGAACACACUUUCAGAAAGGUAUUAGAAGUGAACGUGAUGGGCAUGGUGACUGUGACCAAGGCCUUCCUGCCACUAAUAAGGCAAGCCAAAGGACGAGUGGUGAACGUGGCCAGCAUGUACGGCAGGAUGGCCAACGUGAUGCGAUCACCUUACGUGCUCUCCAAAUACGCCGUGGAGGGCUUCACCGACUGCCUCAGGCAGGAGAUGCGGCCGUGGGGCGUGGCCGUCAGUCUCAUCGAGCCGGGCAACUAUGUAGCAGCCACGAACAUCUUGGCGAACGACAACGUAAGGGCGCACGGAAAGGCGAUGUGGGACGGGAUGAGCCAGGGGGUGCGGGAAGCUUACACACAGAAGUACUUUGAUGCUACCGUGGAGAACCUGCUCACCUAUGCCCACAUCGGGUGCCGUGACGUGAGCGCCGUGGUGGAGGCCAUGACUGGUGCCCUCACCCACGCCUCUCCCCGUGCCCGCUAUAUGCCCAUGGACGCUGCCUGCCGCCUCAAGGUAUUCAUCAACACGCACCUCCCUGAGUACUUCUACGACACCUUCUGCACCUUCACCACGCCCAACCACCCCGCAGCCUCUUCCUAAGAGUCACGGGUCUUGUUGUUGUUCUUUGUUCUCAUCACUUAUUAUGUGCCUUGAAUUAUUAUCAGUUAUCAAACGCUGAUUCUUAGAAGGCGUUAUGAGAUGACACGUGUUUUGCCGAAUCAGUGAUAAUCAGAAUGUUCUCCUUCUGCCAGAUCGAAGUGUGAAGUAUUCAGAGCUUGGUUUUCUGUUGACAUGUAUGUUAUUCUAGUCUUACGAUAAUGGCAAUAUUAAGAAAUAUCUUAGAUUCAGAUUUUGUUAUCAAAAAGUUAAUAGGACAUUGAAGGUAUUGUGCAUAUCUGUGUGAAGUUGUGUGUCUAUGAAGUCAAAAUACCUGACAAAAUAAUAGUAAUUUA
Messenger RNA from Scylla paramamosain (green mud crab), 1549 nucleotides. RefSeq names its product D-beta-hydroxybutyrate dehydrogenase, mitochondrial-like. The record is from RefSeq and is a predicted model, not a curated record. The transcript has 9 exons. NCBI's taxonomy places the organism in Eukaryota, Metazoa, Arthropoda, Malacostraca, Decapoda, Portunidae. Gene Ontology annotation, cellular component: intracellular membrane-bounded organelle. Gene Ontology annotation, molecular function: oxidoreductase activity. Bases 129 to 1196 code for a protein of 355 amino acids. Gene Ontology annotation, biological process: steroid metabolic process.